Messenger RNA from Pseudo-nitzschia multistriata, 4193 nucleotides. The record is from the annotation of a GenBank genome assembly. NCBI's taxonomy places the organism in Eukaryota, Bacillariophyta, Bacillariophyceae, Bacillariales, Bacillariaceae.
CUCUAUGAAGUAUUGAAUGGCUUUUUGAAUUCGUUUUAGACUGUGUUGCGGUACGCAGGUCUUUCGCGAUGGUGCAGUGGUUGCAGCAACACGUAUCUUCUGUGAGCGCAAGAUCGUAACAGUUUCUGCUCUGCUUGAUGUUUUGAUUUUGACCUGCGAGUAUGAACUCACCUGUUUUCUGGCUACAGGGGCAAUAGUAUUGUUGUUUCCUGAGGUUUGGAAAAAUUGGAAUGAGUGCGAAAAAGAAGCGCGCUACUCCACCCACAUUUUUUAUUUUUCGGCCAGUACACGUACAAGUGCCUGGUACAAGUUGCGAUUCUGAAAAUGAGGACCCUACCGUAGUGAAGAUGUGAAAGCAGCUUUCCCAGCAUUGUUUGACGAAGACACAUAAAAUAAUAGAAAAAGUAAGCAACAGCCGAAGCAAAGAUUAGAACACAAAUGUCAGCAAGACUCUUCUAGCGAAAGAACGACGUGAUGGAAUCUUCCAACGACGAAGUGACGAAAGCAGGUGCAGAUAAAAAUACAGCUGGGUCAGCAACAACAGAUCGACGCCAGCAGUUGUCACAGACCAAAAUCCCUCCGAAACGACGACCAAAGAUUGCGGUCCUCCCUCGAGCUGUGGUGGAUCAGAUCGCCGCGGGAGAGGUCGUCCAGCGCCCCGUCUCGGUAAUCAAGGAACUAUUGGAAAACUCGCUCGAUGCCGGGGCUACCCAAAUUGUGAUUCAGUACGACGGGCUCUCGAAGUUUUCCAUUGCCGACAACGGGCGCGGAAUCCCCAGUGCCGAUCUGAACCUCUUGUGCACUAGACACGCCACCAGCAAGCUUGCCUCCGUAGAUGACUUCUCCGACCUUUCGACCUUUGGGUUUCGGGGGGAGGCCCUGGCGUCCACCAGCAUGGUCAGCCGGCUCCUGACGGUAGUGACGCGCCUCAGGGUCGGGGAGUACGACGACGACGACGAGAGUGCCUCGGUGGUUGCUUACGCUCAAUCCUACCAGCACGGAAAGCCCCUCCAACUCAAACCAAAGCCGUGCGCUCGAAAAGUGGGAACCACCAUAACGGUGAACGACCUUUUCUACAACGUCCAUCAUCGGCAAAAGGCCUUUUCGAAUUCCAAGCGAGAGGCGGAAGAAUACGGACGCAUCCACAAGCUAAUCCAGGACUACGCGGUUCACUAUCCGACCGUCGGGUUCGUUUGUCAGCGACAGAUGGCCACCAGAGCGAAAGCAAAAGCCAACAAGCAGCUCGUUGUAGACUGCAACACGGGGCAGAUCCCGGCCGUCAGGGCCUUGCUACAGAGCCGUGCCUCGGCGGCAAAACUGGCGGCCGCACAAAAAACCAACAAAGACAAUUCUGGUCAGAAGGCAAAGGUCGUCGAAGCCACCAAACAAAUCUUGACACACGUCCUAGGAUCGAAUCUCGCGAAUCAUUUAUUGUAUAUGGAAUGCAGCAGCUCGGACAACGACAAGGUUCCCACUGAAAACGACUGUGGAAAUGGGAGUGGCAAUACCAAAGAAAACGCCGACAGAUACAAAUUCCGCUACGCUGCCGAAAUCUACUUUACGACUCCAACCUACAAUAGUGUCGGAGGUGGUGGCAGCGCCAGGAAGGGAAAUAGCAGCAAACAACAAAACACCAAGACGACUCAGGGGAAAUUCGUUUUGUUUCUGAACCACCGCCUCGUCGACCUUCCACCCCUCAAGCGGGCUCUGGAGGACAUUUAUGCCGAUCUGGGCAAUCCCAAUCGCAGCAAAUCCAGCACCAACAACAGCAACGUUGGGAAACCCGUCUUGGUGGUCAACCUGAGCAUUCCAGGAUGCCAGGUCGACGUAAACGUUCAUCCGUCCAAGCGACAGGUGGCCUUGAUGUACCAGGAAGAUGUGAUCAGGGAUCUAGCUGUGAACGUAAAGGAACGCCUCGAAGACCACGGGCAGGCCUUUUUGGCUCAAUCGGUGGCCACGCCCGCCGCCAAAAAAGCGAAUGUUCGUAAUCCAUACGCCAAAACUCCAAGCAGCCAGAAGCGAAAACGAUCGUCCCCCAACAAAGAAUCAUCAGAGGAGGCGGUCGACAUUGACGAUAAAGAGGAGAUUGAAACCAUGAGCCACUGCGAGAACGACAUCGCCGAGGAAAAGAAACGUUCCAAAAGAGACGAAAACUUCGAUUCUCCUCCUCCACAUGAGAAUGCUCGAGGGAAGAUCGAUGGGAAGAAGCGGAAUCCUCGUAGCGGCAGCAGCGAAAAGAAAAUAGCACCGUCCAAGCUUGUUCGAACGAACUUGGCUGCCAGGGCAGGAGCUAUAGAGCCAUUUCUGGUCUCCACACAAGGCGCGUCGCAACUAUCUCAAUCACAGUCGACCCAAGAUAACAAUGAUGAAAACGAUAAUCCUUCGUCAUCUCAACGACCACUAUCCCAACCAGAGCAAUCGUCUAUGGUCCACAUUCCUCCUUGCCCCCUUGCGAAUCCACUGACCUUGAAAGACAUUGAUAUAACGCAACCAGGAGCCUUUGCUUUAAUACUGAAGCAAGAAAAAUGCACCUGUCCGACCGAUGUGAUUGACAUGAGCCGACGUACCGUGUUCGUACCAAACACGGUGGUCCGGCCUAAGCGCGUCGUUCCGACCCCCUCCAAGUACACAUCGAUCGCAUCCCUCCGCAAGCGCGUGGGCAAACAGCAAUGCCACGAAACGACAAAACGGAUACGGACGGCCUUUUUCAUGGGCGUCCUGUCGCACCAGCGGUCGCUGGUCCAGUGUGGCGAAGAAAUGGUGAUGAUCAACCACUUUGAGCUCGCGAAGGAGCUCUUCUACCAGCUAGCGCUCGCGAGAUUCAAUGGUGGCGCCAAACUAGCUCGACUGGGGGGCGGUGGCAUAUGCGUACAGACCGUGGUAGCACAGGCUUUGCAACACGAAGACGAACUGACACUAGCUAGUAGCACCAAAGCCACAAGUAAAACAAGCGUUAACAAUGGUGCGAGUUGCAGCGACAUGCUGCAGGUUAACGACUCGAAUCAGAACCUAGCAGAACACAUCGCGGCACGCCUGGUAGAGAGUUCUGCGAUGCUUGAAGAGUACUUUUCAAUACGCAUCGAGCUCCAACCGUCUAUCGGCGGAAACGACAUGAAAAGUGAUGAUAACAAAGAUGGAAAGAGCGAUCCUUGCGACUAUGACCAUCGCCAUGAAAAUGCUGGCAACGCAAUUUUAACCGGUCUCCCAGUAUUGCUGGACGGUCACUCUCCACAACCUCGUAAGUGCUUUCGAAAUGAAACAACUUUGUUCGAACGUUAUUAUAUUGUGUCGUCUUCGCUAAAACUUCCUCCCGCCUACACCAGACGCAUUGCCCAUUUUUUUGCUUCGACUUGCAACCCAGGUCGACUGGACCAGAGAAAAGCACUGUUUCCACGGAGUUUGUAAAGAAAUCGGAAAUUUUUAUGCUAUGUUGCCUAGUGAAUGGGGCGACCUAAACCCCUACGUCCAGCACACAAUCUUUCCUGCACUUUCGUACUUGUUGUUGCCAUCAAAGAAUCAAGCAAGCAAUGGCUAUUUCACGGCUAUGACCAAACUGUCCACCCUGUACAAGGUGUUCGAGCGAUAAGUAACUUUUCCUACCUCCGUCCCACCCCCUUUUUGGCAAAACAUUGGAAUACCACUCUCUGAACCCGUGCAAUGCAGUGAAAAUCCUACACAAAAUAAGAUUAAAAUGUAGGAAACAGUAAAAGAUUUUUUUCAUGUUUCUUCCCGCAUCAUUUCCAAGAACAUAUUAACCAUCUCCAACCACAAAGUCAAAUCAUGGCAUUUACCAUGAUGGAUGAUUGGUGGUGACAAGAACAUAUCUGAAACUACGACUUGCACACCUUGAGCUAAUUGCAGGAGUCUCCAAAAAUGAUACUAGUGGCAGUGUUUCCAGUAGUGACAUUAAUGGUUCUUUUGGCAUUGUGUAUCAUUCAUCCUACUCUAAUUUUUCCUUUACUAAUAACAUUCAAGAACUCCUUCGCCAAGACCUGACUCAUCUGAUCUCAAGCAAGAGAGAAGGAUGGAACCAUAUAUAUCACCAAAGCCCCUCGUUGGAACUACAUGCAUCAUAUUGUUGGAUGCAGUUUUGUUGUUUUUACCAAAGAAUCCACUCCACAACCUCAGGGCUCUAAUGGUGAAGAUCAUGAAUGUCUUUGUCUUGAAUGGUAUACUAAAUAUUGAUCAAUCUG